Messenger RNA from Dioscorea cayenensis subsp. rotundata (Guinea yam), 1010 nucleotides. RefSeq names its product protein Jade-1. Gene Ontology annotation, biological process: regulation of transcription by RNA polymerase II. NCBI's taxonomy places the organism in Eukaryota, Viridiplantae, Streptophyta, Magnoliopsida, Dioscoreales, Dioscoreaceae. The transcript is spliced from 2 exons. The record is from RefSeq and is a predicted model, not a curated record. The coding region runs from base 34 to 861 and encodes 275 amino acids.
UUUCUCCCCUUUCUCCUCUCAAAGCUCCAAUCCAUGGAUUCCUCCUUCCAUGCUCUCCCACCUUCCAAAAGAUUCAAGCUUCUCAACUCCCAACAACCCUCCUCUGACUCUCUCCCUUCUAAACAACCCAUUGAAUCCCCACUUCCUUUCAAUACCUUCUCCUCUUCUUGUUGUCUUCCUGCUAAGAAGCGUGUUUGGGCUCCUCUUCCUCUCUCUCCAAUCAAGCAUCAAGAUGAAGUACAUGCUAAUGGUGAAGCUGAUGAUGAAGAAGAUGAUGAUGAUGAUGAUGGAAUUGUAUGCUCUGUUUGUCAGAGCACUGAUGGUGAGCCAUUAAAUCCCAUUGUAAUUUGUGAUGGUUGUGAACUAAUGGUGCAUGCUUCUUGCUAUGGAAAUCCACUUCUAAAGUCAAUCCCAGAAGGUGAUUGGUUUUGCAUGCAAUGUGAGGAAAAGAACAAAUCUUGUAGCACUCCAUCUUGUUGUCUUUGUCCUGUAAAACAGGGAGCUUUAAAGCCUACAGUGGAUGGUAAUUGGGCUCACAUAGUGUGUGCAUUGUUAGUCCCUGAGGUUUUCUUCAAGGAUUCUGAAGGCAGGGAUGGGAUUGACUGUUCUUUAGUGCCACUGGGAAGGAAAGAAUUGGGUUGCUAUGUUUGUGAGAGUGUGGAUGGUUGUGCAGUGGAGUGUUCUGAGCCAAAGUGUGGAUUGGGAUUCCAUGUUUCUUGUGGGUUGGAGAAAGGUCUUUGUUUUGAGUUUAAGGAAGCCAAAUGUGGUGCUGUUGUUGCUGCCUUUUGUCAAGAUCAUACUCAACUUUGGGAGAAGCAACAAUUGACUGGAAAAUUCAGGAUUGUGCCAAGGAAGAUUUGAAACUGUAGUGUUUUUGGUUGUGGAUGUUAUUAGCUAAUUACUAUUUAUGCUUGUUUGAAUUUAGUUCUUAUUUAGUUUGGUUAUUGUUUUCUUUUUCCUAAUAUGUAAUUUUGGAUUAUUUGAUGAUUAAUGCAUGGUCUUUAUCUUAA